Messenger RNA from Insectozyma verbasci, 1478 nucleotides. NCBI's taxonomy places the organism in Eukaryota, Fungi, Ascomycota, Pichiomycetes, Serinales, Debaryomycetaceae. The record is from the annotation of a GenBank genome assembly.
AUGAAUUUCUUGGUAUUAUCUUAUUUUGUUACAUUUAUACAUUGUAUUUGGCUAGAUACAAAUAAUGACACCACAAUUCGACUUGCAGCGAAUACAGUUGUCCAGGGAGUUUUAGAUUACUACGAAGGUGACAAAUACGGAGGUACCGUGGGUAUGUUUUCAUCUCCAUAUUAUUGGUGGGAAGCAGGAGCAGCAUUUGGAUCUUUAUUAGAUUACACAUUCUUUUUUGAGAAUGAUACAUUGGUUCCAUUAAUCAAAGAAGCCUUAGAAUAUCAAGCAGGAGAUGAUUUGAAUUAUAUUCCACUUAAUCAAAGUACCACUGAAGGUAAUGAUGAUCAAGGGUUUUGGGGUUUAACAGUCAUGGGAGCAGCAGAAAGAAAUUUCAGUAAUCCAAGUGAUCCUAAAAAAUCAUGGUUAGGUCUAGCACAAGCUGUUUUCAAUACAAUGUCAUCUAGAUGGGAUGACGAUCAAUGUGGAGGAGGAUUGAGAUGGCAAAUAUUUCAAUGGAAUACAGGUUAUGAUUAUAAAAACUCAGUUUCAAACGGUUGUUUAUUUAACCUUGCAGCUAGAUUAGCUAGAUACACAGCAAAUGAUACUUACGUAGAAUGGGCAGAAAGAGUAUUUGAUUGGAUGUAUGGUGUUGGAUUAUUAACUGAAAAUGAAUGGUGGUUUGUUUAUGAUGGGGUUAAAAUAAAUAACAAUUGUUCAAAUGUCACUAAAAAUGUAUGGAGUUAUAAUCAAGGUUUAUUAUUGAGUGGAUGUGCUUAUUUAUAUAAUUAUACAGAAGAUGAAAAAUGGUUAAAUUAUUCAAUGAAUUUUUUAAGAUCUGCUCAAGUAUUCUUUAAAAAUAUUAGUGGUAAUAUGGUAAUAUAUGAAGCCGCUUGUCAACCAUCAAAAAAUUGUAAUAAUGAUCAACGAUCUUUUAUAGCUAAUUUUGCAAGAUUCUUGGGAUUGACUUCAAAAUUGAUUCCCCAAACGGAAGAGACUAUUAAUGGAUGGAUAAAGAGCUCUGCUAAUGCUGCUGCUGGUUCUUGAAGUGGUGGGUAUGAUGGUGUGACUUGUGGUGAAGAUUGGACAAAUUGGAAUUCAACAGAUGAUAAUCCAUAUGGGGUUGGAAAUCACUAUGAUAACGUAUAUGGUAUGUUAACAAUUCAGAAGACGAAUAAAGAGGUAUUGAAAAACAGACUCUGAUUUUCAUUUCACAAUUGAAACACCGAUUAUACUAACAAUUAACAUGACUUGGUGAAGAACUAUCGGCGCUUGAGGUGAUGCAGAACGUUAUGACACCUAAAAGACCAGCUCCAUAUACUGCAAAUGAUGGAGGUUCUUCAAAAUCUCACCCUGGUAACGGAUAUCCAAAGAUAAAGCAAAAUACAAAGCCGUUAACACUAACAACUAAAGAUAAAGCAGGAGCUGCAAUAAUUACUUCAAUUAUUGGAUUAUCGAUUAUCGGUACUUUAAUAUGGCUAUUAAUAUAG